CCAAGCCGGGCUUUUCUCAAGACGUCGUCGCGUACGACUCCGUGGGAUCCGGCACGGGAAUCACGGGCUUCAACAGCGGCACCUACCUCAUUGCCGUCUCCGAUGACCCAUGACCGCCGCGCAAGAGGGCGCCGGCUUCUCUGCCAGCCCCGGCAAGAUCACCGUGCCGCUGUGCGUCUCCACCUUCGGCUUCUUCUAUAACGGGAAGCCCGGCCUUGUGCUGACGGCGACUCAGUCCUACCAGAUCUACAGCGGCACAAUCGCCACGUGGGCGGGCGUUACUGGCGCUUCAGCCAAGGGCCUUACGGGGGCCAUCACCCGCGUCGCUCGCAGCGACAAGUCCGGAUCGACCGCUAUCGUGAAGACCAUGUGGUCCAAGGCCGGGACGGGGUUCUCCGGCGCGACGGACGGCGUUGCUCUGACUUUCGACGGCCUCUCCAAGGUGGAGGGCACGAGUGCCGUGUGCGCCGCAGUUCUCGCCACCAAGGGCGCUAUCGGGUACGCUUUCACCGGAGGCUGCAGCACGGUUCGCAAACUACAGGCCGGGAAAUCAGCCUGUGUACAGGCUGUGUUCUGGACGUCAGGCUGAAAACGGACUGCAAACCGGGGUCGAUUUCCGUCUGAAAUCAUGGCACUGCCAUGCCUGUUCUUCUCAUGCGUAACAGGCGUAACUGCGCCUGUUUUCAGGGCCGUAUUUCCAGCGGAGUUCAAGCGUAUUACAUCCCGAUUUCGCACUGUUGUCACCCGCACUUUGCGCAUCCAACCACGUGGAAUGGUGGUCAUUAAUUGAAAUAAUGUACAACCAUUUCCUGUACUUUGUUAUAUAACG
Messenger RNA from Closterium sp. NIES-67, 829 nucleotides. The record is from the annotation of a GenBank genome assembly. NCBI's taxonomy places the organism in Eukaryota, Viridiplantae, Streptophyta, Zygnematophyceae, Desmidiales, Closteriaceae.